This is a messenger RNA of Dromaius novaehollandiae (emu), 5755 nucleotides long. RefSeq names its product laminin subunit beta 4 (gene LAMB4). Lineage: Eukaryota; Metazoa; Chordata; Aves; Casuariiformes; Dromaiidae. Gene Ontology annotation, biological process: animal organ morphogenesis; tissue development. The record is from RefSeq and is a predicted model, not a curated record. The transcript is spliced from 35 exons. Bases 108 to 5534 code for a protein of 1808 amino acids.
CACAGGUAUGUCUUUACUUGCUCCCCUCAUUUUGUCGUAUUCACUUCUAGAAGACACACUUGGUCGUCUGAAAUACAGUGAUACCAGUUUGAGUUUCACACCAAAGCAUGAGGCUUGAGCUGCCCAUUCUUCUACACCUCAUGCUGUUAAGACUGCAGCGUGCACAGGAUGCCUGUGAUGCUGGUUCUUGCCACCCGGCCAUUGGAGACCUCCUCCUGGGUCGCAGCAAGCAGCUAACGGCCUCGUCGACUUGUGGGAUGAACGGCCCUCAGAAGUACUGCAUCAUAGGCUAUCUCGAGGCUGAGCAGAAGUGCUUUCUUUGUGAUUCCAGACACCCGUAUAAUUCCUAUACACAGUACAACAGCCACAUGAUUGAAAAUGUUAUCACAACUUUUGAGCCUGAUAGGAAAAAAAGGUGGUGGCAGUCAGAGAACGGCAUUAACCAUGUCAGCAUUAGACUGGACCUAGAAACGGUAUUCCAGUUCAGCCAUCUUAUCCUGACUUUUAAGACGUUUCGGCCUGCAGCGAUGCUGGUUGAGCGCUCCACAGAUUUUGGUCAGACCUGGAAAGCAUUUAGGUAUUUUGCUCAGGAUUGUGCAGCUUCUUUUCCCAACAUCUCUUCUGGUCCAGCAAAAGGCGUGGGAGACAUCAUUUGUGAUUCAAGAUAUUCUGACAUCGAGCCCUCCACUGAAGGCGAGGUCGUCUUAAAAGCUUUGGAUCCCAGCUUUGAAAUAGAAAAUCCAUAUGUGCCAUAUAUCCAAGAGCUCAUUACUUUGACAAAUCUAAGGAUAAAUUUUACUAAACUCCACACCCUUGGGGAUGCUCUGCUUGGAAGAAGGCACAAUGAUCCCCUUGAGAAGUAUUACUACGCUGUCUAUGAAAUGGUCGUGCGUGGCAGUUGCUUUUGCAAUGGUCACGCCAGCCAAUGUGGUCCUAUGCAGAGUCUGCGGGGAGAUGUUUUCCAUCAGUCUGGAAUGGUCCACGGGAGAUGCAUCUGCCACCAUAACACUGCUGGUGUGUCCUGUGAAAGAUGUAAAGAUUUCUACAAUGAUGCUCCCUGGAGGCCAGCUGAAGGGGCACAAGAUAAUGCUUGCAAACAGUGCAAAUGCAAUGGCCAUUCUGACAGAUGCCACUUUGACAUGGCAGUGUACCAGGCCAACGGUGGUGACAGCGGUGGUGUUUGUGAAGACUGUCAAGACAAUACCAUGGGGCAACACUGUGAUCAGUGCAAACUUUUCUUUUACCAGGAUCCACUCAAAGUCAUCUCAGACCCUCACGUGUGCCUCCCCUGUGACUGUGACCCAGAAGGCACGCUGCACAACGGCCUGUGUGAGAGCCGCACAGACCCUCUUCUGGGAACUAUUGCUGGUCGAUGCCCUUGCAAGAAGAACGUGGAGGGAGUCCGCUGUGACAAGUGCAGGCCAAACUGCUAUGGCCUGAGUGGCAGUGACCCUCUAGGCUGCCAGCCCUGCAACUGUGAUCCCUCUGGCAGUUUGCCUUUCUCCAGCUGUGAUCCUGCGACUGGAGAGUGCCUCUGUCAGCGGUAUGCCACUGGGCGACGCUGUGAAAAAUGCAUCUUAGGGUACUGGGGCCUUGGCAAGAGCUUGUAUGGCUGCUCUCCAUGUGACUGUGACAUUGGGGGAUCCCAGAAUAACUUGUGCUCACCAAAGGAUGGUCAGUGCAUGUGUCUUCCCAACAUUGUGAGCCGCCAGUGUAAUGAACCAGCCUCAGGCUACUUCUUCUUACCCCUGGAUUAUUACAUUUAUGAAGCUGAGCAUGCAAAGCCCCUUUCUGGAUCUGCACCUCUGGUUAAACCAACAGCUCUUCCAAGAUGUGACAUCUAUUUCCAAAAGCAAGGAUAUGAGUUCACAAUAGAAAAUGGAAAGAUUGUGUUAAACAGGAGCAAGAAACGAACUGUAAGAAAAGCAGGAUUGGAACAGGGUACAGUUCAGUUUGGACACAACUCCGCUGUGGCGGUUGUUUUCAGGCAGCCCAGCCCCGGCAGACCUGUCACGUGGACGGGACCUGGCUUCGCCCGGGUUCCCAGGGGAGCCGGACUGACAUUUACCAUUAACAACAUUCCCUUUGCUAUGGACUUUGAUAUCAUCAUCCGUUACGAGCCUGAGUCCUUGGAAGACUGGCUAGCAAGUGUUGCCAUUCAACCCGCUGGUAUUUUGUCAAGUCAACGCUGCAAAAACAAGGCCACUUCACAGGAGUCACAUUCAUUGGCUCUCCCAGCUAUGAAAAGAAUUGCACUUCUGCAAAAGCCAGUCUGUUUAGAGCCAGGAACAGAAUAUUCUGUGGAUGUUUAUUUUUCUCAACCGUCUGCCUCCAACCCAAAGGUUAAAUCGUUCAUCUUGAUCGACUCACUUGGACUUAUUCCCAGAAUCAGCUCUGUGGAGAACUUAUGCAGUAAAAAAGAUUUAGAUGAGUACCAGAAGUAUCACUGUAUUGAAAUUGCAUCAGAAGUUGGACCUCACAUCCUGCCUGAAGCGUGUGCAAGGCUCAUAGCAAGCUUGUCAGCUCAUAUUCAUAACGGAGCAGUUGCAUGCAAGUGCAAUCCCCAAGGGUCACUGAACACCAGCUGCAGUAAACUCGGGGGCCAGUGCCAGUGCAAAGCUAAUGUCGUGGGCCGCUGCUGUGACACAUGCUCGGUGGGGAGCUACGGCUUUGGGUUCCACGGCUGCUACUCGUGCGAAUGCCACCCCCAAGGCUCGGUGAGCACGCUGUGUGACCAGGUGACAGGGCAAUGCUCUUGCCGCCGAGAGGUUGUUGGUCAACGCUGCAGCCGCUGUCUGGCUGGGUAUUUUGGAUUUCCCCACUGCCGCCCUUGUUCAUGUAAUGGCUACGCAGAGCUUUGCGACCCAGUGACUGGAGCAUGCCUGAACUGCGGAGGGUUCACAGCUGGAAGCCACUGUGAAAGGUGCAUGGAUGGCUAUUAUGGAAGUCCUCUCAAAAGAGAACCCUGCCGCCCAUGCAUGUGCCCAGAGGCACCUACUAGCAGUAGGUAUUUUGCGCAUUCCUGUUUCCAAGACUCCCAGACUGCACAAUUAGUCUGCAAUUGUCUCAAGGGAUAUUCAGGCAAUCAGUGUGAUGAGUGUCCUAGUGGGUUCUACAAAAAUCCAAGAAGCCCUGGGGUUGACUGUGUGCCAUGUUCCUGCAAUAAUAACAUUGAUUUGACAGACCCAGAAUCCUGUAACAGGGUCACUGGAGAAUGCAUCAAGUGUUUACACAACACACAUGGAACAAACUGCCAGUUCUGCAAACCGGGAUAUUUUGGUUCUGCCGUCCAUCAGAACUGCCGAAGAUGUACAUGCAAUCUUGCAGGUGUUAGCCCUGCCAUGUGCCCAGCUGGGAACGAGGCCUGCAUCUGUGACCCAGCCACGGGAGCUUGCCCGUGCCUGCCUAACGUGGUGGGCAUUACCUGUGACCAGUGCGCGUCUGGCUACUGGGACAUGGCUAGUGGAAAAGGAUGUCAGCUCUGUGACUGCAAUCCAGAAAAUUCCCAAAGUAACCAGUGUAACCAGUUCACAGGCCAGUGUCAAUGUAAGCUAGGUUACAGUGGAAGGCGUUGUGAUGAAUGUGAGGAGAAUUACUUUGGCAAUCCACAGACACAUUGCUUUCCAUGUGAGUGUAAUCAGGAGGGAACGGGCCAGCCCAAGUGUGACCAAGCCACUGGUGCGUGCAACUGCCGUGCUGGCGUCACCGGGAGGUUUUGUGACCAGUGUGGCCGCGGCUUUGAGAAAGAGUUUCCCUCUUGCCAUCAGUGUCAUCUUUGUUUUGAUCAGUGGGAUGCUGAAAUUACUACCCUCUCUCAGACUGUUCAAGGGUUAAUGAGGUUCGCUGCAAAUCUAGAAGAUAAAGGACGACGAAUGCCCAGCUGUGAUAUGCACUUCAAAGGCUUUGAAAACACCAUUUCUGAAAUUGAAAGAAUUUUGAAACUUCCUGUUCUUUCAUUGGAGACAUUUGCAGACAUCAAGGAUUUUCAUGCCUUUUUGCAACAAGAAGUUGCACAAAUGGAUCCACUUCACAAUAUACGGUAUGAAUUUCCUAACUUAAAUGAGAGAAUGGAAGAGAUUGGGGAAGAAGCUGACCUGCUGUAUGAACUUCUACAACAGAAAAUACAUCUACAUCACAGUUUUCACUAUUUGAACCUCAAAGAGGCUGUCAGCGACAUUAGGAAACACUUUGAAAUAUCAUUGUUGGCUGAAAAGAAAACCAGUGGGACAGUCCCAAUUGUAAGAUAUUCAGAGUACACCAGAAAGAGUGCACUUGCUAUGCUGGAUGAUCACACCUUGAAAGAAAGCAAUGUUCUGGAACAACUCAAGAUUAUCAAGACCCCUGACAUCCAAAACUUGAAUGAAAAGAUCUGUGGGGUGCCAGGAAAUCAGCCGUGUGUUACAGCAGCAUGUGGGGGAGCUCUGUGCCGAGAUAGGUACGGACUCAAGCGGUGUGGUGGCCCAGGCUGCAGUGGAGCUCUUCCUCGUUCUGCAGAGGCACUCAGGAAAGCUGAGGAGACUGCUGUGUCGUUAAAAAACUUGACGACUCGACUACAGGAACCUGAGAAUCAGGUUGAAAGCAUCAGAAAAAUGUCAGAAGACACCAAGUUGAAAGGCUCACAAUUAAAUGGGGAACUAGAGAGAGCUAAGAAUCAAAUUGGAGUUGACCAGGAGAUCACUAAGGAGUUCAUCAGAAAAGUAAAAGUCUUCUUAUUAGAUGAGAGUGCACCUCCAGAGGACAUCGAGAAGGUGGCAAACUAUGUUCUGCAAAUAAACCUUCCCCUGACCGCGCAAGAGCUAACAAGCAUGCUUGACAAAAUCAGAAACGUUAUGAACUACUGUGAGAAGUACAAAAUGAACAUGAAUAAGAGAAACAGAAAAAUGGAAGAAGCUCAGAAGCUACUGGUGAAGGCAAAGCAAGCCGACAAAGCAGCAAAAGCUCUUCCACCUGUAAAUGAAAUUAAUAAUAUACUAAAAAAUGUUGUGAACUCCCAAGGACACUCCAAAGGCACUUUGAUAAAGUUAAAUGAAGAGAUACAAGAAAUCAGAACACAGAUCUCACAGGCUGAAAAGCAAGUGAACAAGACAAGUGAUGAACUAAAUGACUUCUCAGCAAAGCAAUCGGAGAUGGAAGAUGAGCUUGCCACGUUGCAGAUGAAAAUGAUGGAGAAUAGGAAUCAAGCUACAAAUGCAAAAGCAGGGGCAGAAGCAGCAAACAAGCAAGCUCAGAAUAUCAAUAAUGAAUUUGCUGACAUCAAAAGAAAGUACACCAUUCUUCAAGAGAAGCUAAAAGCCAAAGGACCUUCAAAAGUAACAUUAGAGAAAGUGAAACAGCUGAAAGAAGAAGCAGAAAAACUGGCUGAAGAGACUGAAAAAAAAAUCAAAAGAAUAACAGAUUUGGAGAAGAAGCUCCAGGACCUGAAUCAAACCAAACAAGACAAGGCAGAGCAACUCAGACAACUAGAGGAACAAGUGAUAGCCAUUAAAAAUGAAAUCACUGAGCAGGAAAGCAAGUAUGCAACAUGCAAAAGUUAGGGUCUGAGCAGACCAGCAUGUCAAGUGAACCUGAAGUCUCCAUGUUUACCACCUCCUGAACUUCCCAGCAUGGAGUGGCUGUCCUCUGUAAACACAUCUGAAGGUGCAUGCAGUACUUUGGCAUAGGGAACAAUGUAACUUCCUCUUGGUUUUUAGUCCAGUUGAGUUGAUAUGGAAAUAGGAAAUACCUUCUAAUAAAACAUCUGUUUGACUAAUCAGGA